This is a messenger RNA of Andrographis paniculata, 690 nucleotides long. Its product is annotated as 60S ribosomal protein L35a-1-like. Gene Ontology annotation, biological process: ribosomal large subunit biogenesis; cytoplasmic translation. Gene Ontology annotation, molecular function: structural constituent of ribosome. Gene Ontology annotation, cellular component: cytosolic large ribosomal subunit; ribosome. The transcript has 5 exons. The record is from RefSeq and is a predicted model, not a curated record. NCBI's taxonomy places the organism in Eukaryota, Viridiplantae, Streptophyta, Magnoliopsida, Lamiales, Acanthaceae. Bases 70 to 408 code for a protein of 112 amino acids.
ACAAAAGCUAGGGUUCUAAACGGUCUUCUUCACUCGUGCGUCUGCCGGAGCUCUCAUACUGCAGGCACAAUGGUGAAGGGCCGCCAGGGGGAACGCGUCAGAUUGUAUGUUCGGGGAACAGUUCUUGGGUAUAAAAGGUCUAAGUCAAAUCAGUAUCCGAACACGUCGUUGAUUCAGAUAGAGGGAGUGAACACGACUGAGGAAGUGGCUUGGUACCUCGGGAAGCGCUUGGCGUACAUUUACAAGGCCAAGGUUAAGAAGGAUGGCUCGCACUACCGAUGCAUUUGGGGCAAAGUUACGCGUCCCCAUGGCAACAGCGGGGUCGUCCGUGCCAAGUUUAAGUCCAAUCUUCCCCCCAAAUCCAUGGGAGCUAGAGUAAGGGUGUUCAUGUACCCAAGCAACAUUUGAGCAUUCAUGCAGCUGGGAAAGCACGAUACACCGACUCAUCUUCUUUUCAUAACCAGUAACUGAGUAGCCAUUUCAGUGUUUUGUCUAUCGACAAGCUGCCUUGCUGUAAAGAUGCUUAGGUAGAGAACUGCCACCCUGUUGUUCUAACCUGGCAUUCUUGCAGCCAGGAACUUCAAGUUAACAAUAUGUUAGUCAAUUAUACGAACGAUCCGCAUGGUUGGAAUGUAUUUGUUUAUAACAAACUACAAUUGAGCAUAGACCUUGAGUUUCAAAGCCGUAAUU